Cucumis sativus (cucumber) is the source of this 3750-nucleotide messenger RNA. RefSeq lists its product as uncharacterized. NCBI's taxonomy places the organism in Eukaryota, Viridiplantae, Streptophyta, Magnoliopsida, Cucurbitales, Cucurbitaceae. Gene Ontology annotation, biological process: regulation of photomorphogenesis. The record is from RefSeq and is a predicted model, not a curated record. The transcript has 6 exons. Bases 467 to 2677 code for a protein of 736 amino acids.
CUUCUCCGUACCGUCUCUCUUCCUUAUCUUCCAGCUCUCCUCCCCCCCUCUCUUUCUCUCUCUUACAGCUUCUUUCUCCAUUUCUUCUCACACCAAACGCCGUCACCACACAUCAGACCACCGCCCAAUUCUCCUCCUCCUCCUCCGUCCUUCGGGUUCGAUCUCUCUCUUUCCUCGCGCUGGUCGCCGCUUUGUUGUUCCCGUCGCCGGAACAACCAAGGCAGCAUCAGAUCUUCCAUGUCCAGCUCGUGUUGUGGCGUUACAGCCUUCUUCGCGCUAUUUUCUUGUUACCUGCAGUUCGUUUGACUCCUUUUAUUUACACAUGCUACUUCGGCUUAAGAUUCGAGUUCUGAAGUUUUGAAUUGUGUUAGUAUGCUGUCCAGUUCGAGUUAAGGUUCAAUUAGUAAAUUUGCGUUCCGCCUUGGACACUCUUCAGGUGCCAACAGUGAAGGACUAUCUAGUUACCAUGUCUGAUCAUAUCACAAAGUCAUACCAAGAAGGGAAUGGAGCGUCGACUCGACCCUACCAUUCAGUUUGGUUGGCUCACUGGUCACGUUCAGGCUGCAAAUCAGCAAAUGGAGUUUGCAAUAAUUUAUCAACCAGUGACGAGUCUUGUGAAGAAAGUUCUCAAGCUAAGAAGCGCCCUUUGCUAGAUGGUUCAGUGCCAGUUACUAUAACCGGAAAGCUUGACAUUGGGUCUGGAAAAGUAGCAGGAGUAAGUGCAGAUAAUCUCAGCCAUGAGAGUUUAACCGGGAGAUCUAAGAAAAGGAGGAAAGAAAGGUUAGAUUCCGAGUCCUUGCCUAUGCUCAAUGUUUCUCAGCAUAGAGGGGGUAAACUGGCUAUGAAUAUUGAACAGGCUACGGCUAGUCAAGGUGGAGAUUUGAAAUUUCACACUUGUUCUGGCUCUGGGCACGAUACUUCAUCUCUGGAUGGAAAGAGUCGAUCACUAUCACUGCUCGCAGUAGUUCCUGAAAGAGGUAAUCCUAAUAAGGAAAAGAUGAAGUCCAAAGACAUUAAAGCGCCUCGACAGCAACAUGAGAAUUCCAAUGAACUUCUUACCAACAAUGCUUUAAACGUUUCACCACUUAUUGAAGAUGGGGCUAUGGGAUCAGCUUCCAGUUUUAUACCAUAUGGUAUGAAUAAUAGAUUUCCAUUCACUACAUGUGAACAAAGCAUCAACAAGGAACCAAGUUCGUAUUUGUCAUCCAAAACACAGGUUGGAAAUAGUAAUUUCCACACUUACUCUACUCUUUUUGUACAAGAGACAAAAAUCAACCAACUUCUGGAUUCAACAGAAGCUACAAAUGCACUGUCAAGGCAGCACAUGAGAACGUUUUUACUGCAUAAUCCAUCGUCAAGCAAUCUUGACCAACCAAAUCCAUUCCCCAUACAGUGUGAUACUAGGAAAAGUAGUUCUGACACCUUACCUUUCCAAAGCCAGAGCAACCGUGCAGGCACGACCUUACCAGAAUACUUAUACCAUGGAGGUUACUCAAUGCAGAGACUCCCAUUUUCUGUCCAUGACGUGGAAACUAUGAGAAUAUGUUCCACCGUGGACUCUGUUGGACAGGCGCUCAAGGGUCCUCCAAAGUUUUGUCAGACAACUCACCGUUUUAUGAUCACUAAAAAGACUGAUGUUGACUUAUUUGAAGGUCAGGAGUUUAGAGAGGUAGUGGCAUCUACCAAUCUCAAAGAAAAAACAUGUGCACACCUUAGUUCAUCCACUAAUUCUGGCAGACACGAUCAGAAUAAUAAUGAAUUGUUACAACCUUCUAGCACCCUCUAUGGAGAAAAUGAAAAUUUCGGUAACAUGAGAAGCGCGACUUCUUUGAGUAAUCAAUCAUCAUCUGAAACUGAUAUUAUGGACAUGGAUGAAUACCAAGGGAACCAUUUGAGGGGUUUGGAUACAUCACAAGCAAAUAAGGGAUUGAGGAGUUCAAAAUCACCAUUGCUCUCUGUGAGUGCAGCUAGUUCAGAUAGAAAACAAAUUGAAGAUCGGCUUCCAAAGAAAAGAUUACUUGAUAUAAAUGAAAGGCCACCCAAUCGUUCAACUUCUGCGAGCUUGAUGGACAAUGAGGAGUCAAGUACCUCCAAAACCCAAACUUUGGAUGUAGAACACCUCCUUCCAAAUGCUGAGCAGCCAAGAUUUUCAAACUCCAAUGCCCCUCCAGAGGACUGUUCUAAACGAGAGAAAGACAACGAGUGGGUUAAACGUCUUAGGCCAUGUGCCUCAGAGUCUGUUCAUGAUACAAAGAGUACAAAAAAGGAAGAAGACUCUUCAUGUGAUAAAGCCAAUCGACUCUUCAGUAAAAUGAAAUGCAGCUCAACCAGCUCUGACCGCUCUAGGGGUCCUCUCCGUGGACAAGAACAAUUGGGACAAGAACAAUUGACAAUCGCUCAGGCAACAACUAUAGUCAAGGAUAGCAGAUCCACUAAUCGAGAAAUGAUACUCUCCAGUCCUUGGAUUCGUCGAUUAUGUCAUGAUAGACCUGCGCCUUGUGCAAGAAAUCUUGAAACCACAGUGGUUCGCAAAUCACAGGAUUCAAAACCAACAUUAGAUCAGGCGUUUCCCAGCAUAGCUGCUAUGGCAUUGAUGGGCAAGACGGUGACUGGGCUUCCGCCAUGUGAGUUCAUCAGAAGAGGAUCUUCUUUAGUUUGGAAUAACGAGGGAAUUUGACAUCCCCAAGUCUCUCAGGUUUCUGACACUGUUGAUAUUUUGGAAUCAGAUUACUUCUAUGAAAUUGCCUGGCCAUUAUCAACUCAAGUUUGAACUGCUAGAGAGACCACAAAUGCUGCUUUAGUGUCAUGCUAAAUUAUCAUCAACCUCCAGUUGUCCGCGUUGAACCUAAGGGCUAAAUUAAGCUUAUGGAUAAGCUCGUUACACUUCAUACCACUACCUGAAUGGAGCCAGAGGAAUGUUGUUGUUGGCUCUUUUUAUGUGAUUUUGCACUCAGAGGAUUGCUCGUCCUGGGACUAAAAGGGAACCCAAGGUAUCCACCUAUUUGCAGUAAAGAAACAAGCAGGCUCGUUGUAUACAAUUCUAUAGUUUUAAGUGAUUUGUAUUCUGCGUGGAACCAUUGAAAGUGCAGAUACUCAAUAUAUGGUGCCACUUUUUGCAUAUGGUUUUAUCAACGUGCCUACUUUUUCAGGGAAGAUAUAAACAACUAAAAUAUAUGGUUGAAGUGACUGGAGGAACCUCCUAUAGAAAAGAAAAAAAAAAACAAAACAAAAGUGACUGGAGGAACCAUUCAGUAGUUCGAAGCUGUGAAUCUUCAUAUAGAAUGGAAAUUGGUGGAGUUUGAACAAACUUGGUAAAACCGACUAUGAAGAUGAACCAACUCACCUCAACUUAUCAAUUUGUUUUUUCCCUAUAAUUAGUUCUGUGAUACAUCUAUGUUUCUCAUAUAAUUAAACUCAACACCAUAUACUAAAAUGUUUUGUUACAAAUUAUGGUACCAUUUCUAACCUGACACCCAGUUUGUUCCAGAGCAGAUUCAAAAAAACUACCUCCUUGAAUGGUUGAAUUCAUACAGGGAGGAGCAAACUGAGUUAUCAUAUCUCGCAAAUGUGUCAUCUCUCUUGUUCGUCACUGGGGUGUGCAUAUUUGGAAGUUUGCCAUUAAUUAGAGAACGCGCACCGGACAAGGGGAGGUCAUCAUUUAAAAUCAGCAAUUGCAUUUGUAAAUUUAAGUACUUGCUAUAUAUUAUUGUUGAAAAAUGAAGUUAAACUGAUCGGUAUCAUUCAGAGUAA